AUGUUGAAAUAUAUCAAAAGUGGCGAUUUUGAACCACAAGAAUUUGUCGCGCAAUUUCCCGAAGAAUUAAAAAUCAUUGGCAACACGUCAUUUAACAACUGUGAUUUCCAUAAAAUCGAAUUUGGAGAAAAUGUCAAAUCAGUUGGUAACAAAGCAUUCAGUGAAAACAAAAAUUUGACUGAAAUUGUUUUUAAUGUGAAGGGAAAAAUACAAUUUGGUCAAAAACCAUUCAAUGGCGCUCAAUUGACUUCUGUGAUUUCAAAAAGAAGACCAGAAGAGUGGGAAAUCGAUUUUGGAGAAAGCGCGUUCAUGUAUAUGGUGCGGCUUAACACUUUCCCAUUUCCUAAAAAGGUCACUGCAUUUGGCAAUUUAUGCUUUGCAAAUUGCUUUAAUUUGAAAGACACAAUAAAUGUUUCUGGUGUUGGGGAAGUCGCUCAAUUCGCUCUUAAAGUCAUUCGAAAUGAAAGUUUUGAAAAUUGUAAAAAGCUUGUCAAGUUUGAAAUGCCAUUAUAUGUCAAUCAAAUUGGUUACCACGCUUUUAAGGAUUGUACUGCUUUACAGAACUUUAAAAUUAAUAAUAAUAUGAUUUUAUUGAGUAUGGGGUGUUUGUGUGGGUGUACACAACUACAGAGUAUCCAAGAUAUACCAAGAGAGUGUUUUAGUUAA
Entamoeba invadens IP1 is the source of this 666-nucleotide messenger RNA. RefSeq lists its product as hypothetical. The coding region runs from base 1 to 666 and encodes 221 amino acids. NCBI's taxonomy places the organism in Eukaryota, Evosea, Mastigamoebida, Endamoebidae. The record is from RefSeq and is a predicted model, not a curated record. The transcript is spliced from 2 exons.